UGAGUUCUCACAAGCUAUCUUUAGCUUCAUUUCAAGACAGAUUCAGGAAUAGUAGAAUUAGACAAUACUUUUCUCAGCAGCCAGUAAAGCAUCCUUCUACAAUAAAACCGAUUAUUCAGAAUCAGAAUUCAAACGGAGAUUUGGAAUUAGUCUUAAGCUCGAGCCAAAGCUACAAGUCAAAUCUUUCUUCGCUCAGAUGAAUCAAUGAAAGGCCUAAAGUAAUUCAACCCCUUACCAAGAACAACCCAAGGCUAACCAGGAUGUCUUCAGUGCAAGCUUCGAUUUCAAAGACUCCUGAAUCUUUGGCAAAAUAAUUUAAAUGUGCAUCCUCAAUAUAAUAUCUUAAAGUUCUCGAUUGGAAAAGUCAGCAAAAAGGUAACACAAAAUUAUUUCAAGAGAUAACACUGAUAGAACAUAUGAUAUUUCCCGAUGCUGAAUAAAUAAUCUUUCACCAAAAGCAGUGCUCUCUGCUGCAGGAGAGUUCAUGGCGGUCAAGCCAGGUAUUGACCAUGAGAAGGACCCGAGAGAUAGCAGAAAGAAAUCAGAGCAUAGCCUAAAAGUUAUGAGGAAACUUCACAGAUCUUUGACUAAAGAUAAUCCAGACCUCACAUCGCUUAAAUAAGAGCCAGGCUGGAAAUAAUCUUAAGAAAAGAGUAUGUUUUAAGAGAGAAAAGCCUAGAAAACAGGUUCUCAAAUAUUUUUAAAAACCAGAAGCUGCAGACUAAUGAAGAAAACUUUAAUUCAAGCUUUUAUCAGAAUGAGGCUAAAUCUUCCAUCGAAUCAGCUCUUUUUGACCCAGAAAUUCAAUUUUCGAUUAAGAAAAGGAAAAAGUAUCAGAAAAUAGACAAAAUUAGGGAAAAGAUUAACUUCAGCAUAGUAACAUCAAGUGACACUAAAAGAAGAGAGCCUGUUUUGAACCUUCCACCAAACGCUUGAAAUCAGAAAGAAGGAUGUUAUGCUUCACAAAUAAAUAUUGUGACAAAUGAUCCUGUCAGAAAGUUUUCACGUCCAGACUUUACCUGGAAGGAUUUUUCACCAACGACCUAAGCUAAAACGACACAACACUAAAACCAAAGCUAAAAAUCCAUCCCUUCACAAUUUCCUCACAAAAAGCCCUCCUAAACCCCCACUUCCCCAACCCACUCUUUCAAAUCUAGUAAACCCCAAGCGAAACAAGACAUUCAAAAUCCUUAAAAAUUUCAUGAGUCAACCUAAACAGCCAACCUCUUGCCUGAACCAGAAGAGUUUCAAAUAAGCCAACUCUAAGAGCUAAGGGGCUUAGGAUGGUCCCAGAUACUCAAGGGUCAGGGAACAACCAAUCUGUGAGGCAUUAAGAACAGAAGGGUGUUAAUGUAGGGAUAAAGUAAAACCUAAGAAUUAAUUAAGAGGAAAAUUAGAAAUAUUUUUUAGGAUUCAUGUAUAAAACAACCGCGGAAAUCAAGUUUUCCUAUUUCAUAGAUCCAUUAACAUUCUGCUUAAAAGAGAAAUCUAAUAAGGUUUAGUUGAAAGGACUAUUUUGGGAUUCAACCCUUAGGAACCGACAGAAAUUUAGGUCUUAAAUUUUAGGUAGAUUAAAAUCCCAAAGGGAGUCAGCUGCUAUUUUCAUCAGCCAUUUAUAAUCCUAAUUCUUGUUUUCUUUCUCUUGUAGGAAUUAAUCCUAAAUUUUUGACUGGAGGUGAUGCUGAAGAUAGGUUCCAAAUAUUUUUAGAGGAAAAUAAUAAAGACAUUUGAAGUAUUGUAUGCUCCGGAGAGCAGAGCUUAAGGAAAGGAGUCUGCUACUGAUAAGGUGUAGCCUUAAUUACUAUUUUAGGCAAUAAAAAUGUAUAUGCUAUUUGUAUUAGGAAAAUAUAAGAGAGACUUGAAAGCUAUUUUAGAGUCAAUAUUGAUGGUAGAUAGUGCAAUGGGAGUGAUGAAGCAGAGUAAAGAGGCUUGGAGUUGGUUAACGGAGAGGAUUUUAAGUGAAUUUAUGAGAUUUUCUAGCUCAGAAAGCUUUGUUAAUUGUUUUUAGAUUUAGAUUUAGAUCUAAGCUCAUCUCUUAAAGAGAGAUAUAGCUAAUUUUCUUAAAUUUAGUAUAAAUGAAAGGCUCCAAGUUGUGGAUCAGAUGACACUCUGCUUUUAAAACCUUAAA
Messenger RNA from Moneuplotes crassus, 2128 nucleotides. Lineage: Eukaryota; Ciliophora; Spirotrichea; Euplotida; Euplotidae. The record is from the annotation of a GenBank genome assembly.